GAAGGAUGUCCAUGGGCUCACCAAGCCCACGCUCACCUAUAUGGUCUCCAGGACUGUGAUUUUUUUGUUUUUUUUUCCUUGAAUGUGAAUGCCCUAGAGAAAUCCCAAGCUCAGGGUCCGGAGUCCAGCCUAGGGGUGGUAUGGAGAAGUUCCCAUUUCUACCAAACAUUGAAAUAGGUUGAAAAGUUGUUCUAUACACGUGAGCCAACAUGAGCAAAUACUUGAGAUGAGACUGAGAUGGGAGUAUAAAGAAACUUCAGGUCAUGCAGGCAUGGUAGCACACACCUGUAAUCCAACAGUUGGGGAGGCUGAGGCAAGAGGAUUGCUGCAAGUUUAAGGCUAGUAUGGGCUAUGUCAUUUCAAGUCCAUCCAGAACUAUAUAGCAAGGACCACCCCCACCCCCACCCCCAAACAACCUGAAGAAGCUGCGGGUCUCUGCUAUGUCUGUCAGGAGUCAAGGGCAGAGAAGCAAAAGUCAGGCCUGAAAUGGCUGGCAGAGGAACAGAACCUCUAUUCCAAGGAAUUGGGAAGUGUGGAGCAGAAGAGGGAGGUAAUCUGACCCAGGUUUUAUCAGCCUCUUUCUAGAUGCCAGGUGGAGAGCUGACUGGGCUUGCUAAAAUUUAUUGAGGUGUAAUGGAGGCAAAGGGACCAAAAAGAAAAGUUACUAAUUUAUUUCAGGUAAAUGGUGACAACAAAUGGGCCAGAGGGACGGCUAUGUAGACAGGAGAAGUGAUUGGAUUGAAAUUUCUAGUGUGAGACAGAAAAACAAUGCACUGAGGUUUUUAGACUUAUCAGUGAGAAGGAUAGGAGCUCCAUAUCUGAGAUCAGCAAGUCAGUGUUGGACGUAUCUUUCACUGUGGAUAUCAGGCUUUUAUUUCUGGCCAUGUGAAGAGUCUGAGAGGAUCCAGAGAACACUGAGUGGAGUUACCAAGUAGACCGGUGGGCUCGCAGAACUGGAGCUGUACACAGGAGUCCGUGGUGGAGACAGAAAGUUAGAUGAUGAUGGAGAGACUGGGGUUUAGGGUAGAGAAUUACAUCACAAUGGUAGUACAGUUAGUGAGCUAGAAAGGUGAGGAUGGAAGCUACUAACUGGGUGGAAGGAUGGAGUUUUGGAACAGGUGUGAUCCAAAGAAUGAUAUACACAUGGACAAGUAUAGACUGAUAGGCCCUGGGCCUUUGUACUAAGCCUAAGAGAGCAAGAUGAGCUCAAGGUUGGCUGACAAGAAUGACCUUAGCAACCCCAGAGGAAUUACCUGGCAGAAGGUAGAGCCAUGCCCAGAAUUUAAAUGGUCCUCUUCUGCCCAGCUGCCUAUUGUUACUAUGGGUGGACAUGAUUAGUAGGACUGAGAAAAGAGCAGACACCAGUGUCACCUGGUUGUUAUUUCCUCUGAGUUGAAGAGUUAGGGGCAGGUGAACUUUGAGGAUGUGUUCGUGUGCUUCUCCCAGGAGGAGUGGGAACUCCUUGAUGAGGCUCAGAGGUUCCUGUACCAAGAUGUGAUGCUGGAGAACUUUGCUCUUACGGCCUCACUGGGUUAUUGGCAUGGGGUGGAGGAUGAGGAGAUUCCUCGUGAGCAGAGUACUUCUACAGAAGGAGCGUCACAGAUCCGGAGUCCUAGGGGAAGCCCUUCUAUCCAGAAGGCCCACUCCUGCAAGAUGUAUAGCCUGGUAUUGAAAGACAUUUUACACUUUGCUGAAUACCAGGAAGCACACGCUUGGCAGAUACCAUACACGGGUGUAGUGUAUGGGAGACAGUUCCAAUUCAGUGCAAAUCUUCACCAGCACCAGAAGCAGCAUGGUGAAGAGAAAUCCUUUAGGAGGGAGGAAGGCAAGACUUUUCUUCAGAACAGCUGUCCUGUACGGCCCUCACCAAUGCCUUUUAUAACAGGGAAGAGCUGUAAGGACUCAUCAAGCAGCUCAAGUGUUUUCCAGCACCAGGCCCCUCACAAUAGGUGGAACCCACAUGGCGGCGGCACCAGGGAAGAUGCCUUUCUCAGUGGCCGAAGGCAGUACAAGUGCAGUGAAUGUGGGAAGGCCUUCAGCCGCAAAGACUCACUUGUUCAGCACCAGAGAGUCCACACUGGAGAACGGCCGUACGAGUGCGGUGAAUGUGGGAAAACCUUCAGCCGCAAACCCAUACUUGCUCAGCACCAAAGGAUCCACACUGGUGAAAUGCCUUAUGAGUGUGGCAUUUGUGGAAAGGUUUUUAAUCAUAGCUCUAACCUUAUUGUACAUCAGAGAGUCCACACUGGAGCAAGGCCAUAUAAAUGCAGUGAGUGUGGGAAAGCCUACAGCCACAAAUCCACUCUUGUUCAGCAUGAGAGUGUACACACUGGAGAAAAGCCUUACGAGUGCAGUGAAUGUGGGAAAUACUUUGGUCACAAGUACAGACUCAUUAAACAUUGGAGUGUUCACACUGGAACAAGACCUUACGAGUGCAUUGCAUGUGGGAAGUUCUUCAGCCAAAGCUCUGAUCUUAUUGCACACCAAAGGGUUCACAAUGGUGAAAAGCCAUAUGUGUGCGGUGAAUGUGGGAAAGCCUUUAGCCAUAAGCAUGUACUUGUUCAGCACCAUAGGAUUCACACUGGAGAAAGACCAUACAAGUGCAGUGAAUGUGGAAAAGCCUUCAGGCAAAGAGCUUCCCUCAUCCGGCACUGGAAAGUUCACACUGCAGAAAGGCCUUAGGUUGGCGGGAACUGUACCAUCUCCUUAUUCACCGUGAUGACCAACGCCAGAGUAGAGUUCAAUAGUUGUAUACAGCUGUCAGCCAGAAAUGGAGCUCACGUAUGUGAACACCAGCACUGAGGAAAUCUUGAGUGCCACCUACAGGUGAAGCUUCCUGGGGUCGUGCUAUAUUUUCUGACCUAGAACCCUUGCCAAAAUUCUCUAACUGCCAUUGCCUCUGACAGAGUCACCUUCUUUGCACUAGCAGAGUCCUGCCUGGUGCACAUCGGUGUGCUUUGAAAGGCACACCUCUGUGUUCUCUUCCUUGAAAUCAUUAGGAGCCCAAGCCCAUCAAAUACUUUUCUUUUCUACCCCACCCAAGUUGGCUUAAGCAUAGGUAUGAUCCAAUUUUGGCCAAGAGGAUUCUGUGUCUGCUUAUUUCCCUUCUGCAGGGACAUUGCUGAUCUCUACACUCAUGAUAGGAUGUCUAUCCUCCAAGGUACCUAAUCCAAAACUGCCUGCCCCAUCUUGUUCUGGUGUUGUGACAAAUGCUUUAAUUUUUAUAUUCCUUGUAACUCUAAUAUUCUUUUCUCUGUAUAGGUUGGGUUGGAGACAGAAUUGGGCUCCAUAAACGUGAAGGGAUAACUUUGUAAGCUGUGUGUGUGUCUAAGAGGUGAUAGGAUGGCAAAACAUAGCUCUCAUGCAGUGUCAGCCCAACAUGCAUUGCUGCAUAAGAGCUUCUAACAAUACUGAUUGUAAUGGGCCCAUUCUUGGCAUCUGUAUGACAAAAUCAUUUGUGUGAUCGAGGUCACCCUGAUCAGUGGACAUUUGUUGUGACACUAGUGUGUCUCGGGAGAGAUUGAAUUGAGUUCCUUACUUUCAGAGAGUAUUUUAUUUCCCAAAUCUUUUGAGAAGAGCGUGACCCUUUGGAAUCUGAAGUUUAUCAUUUGGUAGGCAAAUAUCCUUGGACCAGGUCAAAAUCAUAAUUGGUACAGGGACACUGAUAGGGAGUUGGAGACUGCAGCAGACUACAAGGAAUCUGACCCUCCUAAGAAUGAGUCCACCUUAGCUGGGCAAAAUGAGACACUCCUGAAGGCCAUCUACUCAGGAGGCUAAGACAGAUCCCUUGAACCCAGGAGUUCUUGUCUCAAUAAAUAUGUAUCAACAUGUGUUCCAUCACUACGGCAUUUUUUUUUUUAAUAUGGAGGAUCGAACUCAGGCCCUUACGAGGCAGGUGGUGGAAACAGCCAAUUCCCCAGUCCCCUAGGGCUUUAUUUUGAGGAUUUACAGAAAAAUCUAAGGACUUGCCUGUAUUUAUUUUCUGCAACACACUGCACAUAUUAGUAGUGUGUAGUUUCAUAACUUGGUGCACAUUUUGCACUAAUGAAUUCAAAAGUUACCUGAUUCCCUUUAUAGUCUCCUGUCACCAGACAACUGAUUUGCUGCCACUGGAUUUUAUAAAUACGGAAUAAUGCAACAUACACUCAAGUGUAACUGGUUUAAUUCUUCAUAAUGACUUUGAUUCAUUCACAUUGUUCUAAGUCUCAGUAAUUUGCUCUUUUGUUAAUAUUUCACUGAGGACAAUUAGUUCCAAAACAAGUGAUCUAGAGAGAACUCACAGAGGAGCCGAGCCAAGCCAAUGGACCUGCUAGGGAGCAUUUCUGAUAACCUGUAGGUCAUGUGGACUCAUUCUGAUAAAGGGUGGGAGGGAACUGCAUGAAGGUGUUAAUACAAGAUAGAAAUUUAUGGGGACUUUUUCUUAGAUACUGGUAAUCAUAAUACUGUAUGUGUUUUUCUUUACUCUUAGUGGCAAAUUAAAUUGACUGAUUUUCCAGUGUUAUACCAACCCUGCAUUUCUGAGGAAAUGUCUAUUUGGUAAUGAUGUAUUAUUCUUUUUAGGUAUUGCUGGUAAGUGUUGAAUUUAAUUUGGUUAUUUUCUUUUAAAAUGUUUGCAUCUGUAUUCAUGGGGGAUGUUAGUUGCUAAUUUUCUUUAAUGUGGUUUGGUUUUGGUAUUCUGUGCAAUGUUAUCUUUAUAAAUUGGGAGAUAUUCCUUACUUUGAAUUUAUGGAAAUGUUGAUAAUUCUUCCUUAAAUGUUUGGUAGAAUUCAGUAGUGAGACUGUAUGAGUUUGUUUUGUGGGGAAGUUUUUAAGUACAAGUUUAAUGCCCAUGAUAGAGGGCUAUACAAGUUAUGAAUAUAUGAACAUAUUUACACGUUUCAGGUGCAGAAUUGAAUUUUUUAAACUUAUAAAUUUGCACAAUAUAUAUGUCCCCCAAUAGAAUGAACUUUGAUAGAUUCUUUUAUGUUUUCAAAAUAUUAAAUUAUUAGGAGUAUGUAAUAUCUGUACUGAUGCCCACUCUUAUUCCUGAUACUGUUUUUUUGUUUGUUUGUUUGCCUGUUUUACUUGUUUGUUUUUGGUACUGGGGAUCGAACUC
Molecule: messenger RNA, 5095 nt
Organism: Fukomys damarensis (Damara mole-rat)
Lineage: Eukaryota; Metazoa; Chordata; Mammalia; Rodentia; Bathyergidae
Gene: Znf772
Product: zinc finger protein 772
Exons: 3
Coding region: 1498-2682 (394 amino acids)
Biological process (GO): negative regulation of transcription by RNA polymerase II
Cellular component (GO): nucleus
Molecular function (GO): DNA-binding transcription repressor activity, RNA polymerase II-specific; RNA polymerase II cis-regulatory region sequence-specific DNA binding
Source: RefSeq, a predicted model, not a curated record